Messenger RNA from Echinops telfairi (small Madagascar hedgehog), 1032 nucleotides. Its product is annotated as WD40 repeat-containing protein SMU1-like. Gene Ontology annotation, biological process: mRNA splicing, via spliceosome. Lineage: Eukaryota; Metazoa; Chordata; Mammalia; Afrosoricida; Tenrecidae. The record is from RefSeq and is a predicted model, not a curated record. Gene Ontology annotation, molecular function: protein binding. Gene Ontology annotation, cellular component: precatalytic spliceosome.
AUGGCCAAGGAGAAGCGGGGACCGGAGCGGAAUGCACGCCCCGAAGGAGAGCCAGGUCCCGGCGAGGAGCGAGCGGGCGGAGGAAAAAGUUGCAGCCCAAAUCAGAUAUGGGAAGUGUGGAACUUUACUACCGGCAAAAUCCGGAAGGCUCUUAAGUACCAGGCCCAGGACAGCUUCAUGACGAUGGAUGAUGCCGUCCUCUGCCUGUGCUUCAGCAGAGAUACAGAAAUGCUAGCAACUGGAGCCCAAGAUGGGAAAAUCAAGGUGUGGAAGAUCCAGAGUGGCCAGUGUUUAAGGAGAUUUGAAAGAGCACACAAUAACGGUGUCACCUGUCUCAGUUUUUCCAAGGAAAGCAGUCAGAUCCUGAGUGCCUCUUUUGACCAGACAAUCAGAAUUCACGGCUUACAAUCUGGGGAAACGCUGAAGGAGUUUCGUGGCCAUGCCUCCUUUGUUAACGAAGCAACAUUCACACAAGACGGACAUGACAUCAUCAGUGCAUCCUCUGAUGGCACUGUAAAGAUUUGGAACAUGAAGACCACAGAGUGUUCCAACACCUUUAAGUCCCUGGGCAGCACUGCGGGGACAGACAUCACCGUCAACAGUGUGAUCCUGCUUCCCCAAAACCCAGAGCACUGCGUGGUGUGCAACCGAUCCAACGCGGUGGACCUGAACAUGCAGGGCCAGAUCGUCAGAAGCUUCAGCCCCGCUAAGCGAGGAGGUGGCCACUUCGUGCACUGUGCCCUCUCCCUGCGUGGCGAGCGGAUCUACUGUGCGGGAGAGGAUUUGGGGCUCUACUGCUUCAGCACGGUCGCCGGCAAGCUGGAGAGAACCCUGACACUUCACGCGAAGGAUGGGAUUGGUAUCGCCCAUCAUCCUCAUCAGAACCUGAUCGCAGCCGACAGGGAAGACGGCCGCCUGAAGCUCUGGAAAGCUAAGCCCCUUUCCUUUGGGACUCGCGGGAGCAUGCGCUUCAGAGGAGGCAAGUCGUGUGUGCUGCUCUUUCGUUUCUUUUUCUGUUGCCAGCUUUCCUAA